Molecule: messenger RNA, 2433 nt
Organism: Lactuca sativa (garden lettuce)
Lineage: Eukaryota; Viridiplantae; Streptophyta; Magnoliopsida; Asterales; Asteraceae
Biological process (GO): lipid metabolic process
Source: RefSeq, a predicted model, not a curated record
ACGCCAAUAACCUUUACCCUUCGCAUUUAUCGUCCAUAUCUCUCUCUCUCCCCCUAUCUCUCUCUCUCUCUCUCUCUCUAGAAUCCAAACAUUAUCAUAUUUUUCUGGUUUUUCAUUUCAAAUUGGAUCUCGAUUUUGAUUCUGUUUCGUUCCCCCAAAAUCACCAAGUCAAACGAUGCAGCGACUCGUUGACAACUUUCUCGCUGUCACAAAAGAAUCUGUGAAGACUGUUACUUAUGAGUCAUUAAGUAACAUAUUAAGGCUGAUAAAUGGAUUGUCUGCACUAUUAUUAUCUAUAUUGCCUGGCAAGGCUAAUAUGCUUGAAGGAGUCCAAGGUUGGGAGCUCAAACCAACUCUGCGUGGCCCUAAGUUACCACGUUGGAUGGAGGAUGGGGCGUCAUCAUUUAACCACUUCAUUCAUGAACUAUCGGUGGAUUAUGAUUCAGCAUCAAGUGUAGAGUAUUCAUCUGGAGAAGACUUGGAUGAUUAUGAUGAUGCUUACAUUUACCCUUCUUCUCCAAUGACACCUUACGCAAAAUUCUCACGAGCACCAAGCUUCACCAAACGUGAAAGGAAUCGGGCUCAUUGGAUUUUGUCCAUUAUCAUGUUCUUUUUAAUUCCUGUAAGACUUUUGUUCGUGUUACCGUUUUAUAUGUUUAAAACCAUUUUCAUGAGAAGCAAAAGACCACCGGUGACAAGCCCUGGAAGGAUGAAGAAUUCACCAGCCGCCAAGAAAGGUCUGGAUCAUGUUGUUCAACGUGCUACUGACAAAAGACGCGGUGUUGUAGAGGAUCUCCAUCUAGGAAUAGAGAUAUGUAUAGAAACGGUGUUUGAUGGUAUUCACCACGCAGCUCAUUGUGUUCUUCAUCCGUUGGAUUCUCUAAUGAUGUUAUUAAGGUGGUCUUCUUCGAAUGGUGUUGGGAAAAUUCCACGUAAUGAUUCAGGCACCUCGGUCUCCACUGCCACUCUUGCUGAUACUGAUCCUACUCCGACCGUAAAGAAAAAUAAUUUAAGUACCAGACUUAAUACAGAUUCUCGCACGUGUCGAGAUGUAAUUACAGGAGAAGGGUACCCCUAUGAAGUUAUUAAUGUUGUAACAUCCGAUGGAUAUGUUCUCCUUCUGGAAAGAAUUCCAAGGCCGAAAGCGAAAAAGGUUGUUUAUUUGCAACAUGGUGUAUUUGAUUCGUCUAUGUGUUGGGUUUCAAAUGGCAAUGUCGGGUCUCCAGCUUUUGCAGCUUAUGACGCAGGUUAUGACGUUUUCCUUGGUAAUUUUCGUGGUCUAGUUUCUCGAGAACAUGUUGACAAAAGCAUUUCUUCACGACAGUAUUGGCGUUACUCCAUCAAUGAGCAUGGAACCGAAGAUUUACCAGCCAUGUUUGAGAAGAUUCACCAAGUGAAAACUCAAGAUCUAAAAUCGUUGUCUGAAGAUAACACAGAAGAAGAAAAAAACCCCGAACAACAACCUUAUAAACUCUGUGUAAUAUGCCAUAGCUUAGGUGGAGCUGCGAUUCUUAUGUACGUCGUAACACGUCGGGUAGAAAAAAAGCCUCACCGGCUAUCGAGAUUAAUCCUUUUAUCUCCGGCUGGAUUUCAUCACGAUUCCCCGUUUUUCUUCACCGUAAUCGAGUACACAUGUCUCUGGUUAGCUCCGAUUUUGGCCCCAAUCUGUCCGGGAUUAUACAUCCCCACCAGAUUCUUCCGGAUGCUGGUCCAUAAAUUAGCCAGAGAUCUCCAAAACUAUCCCGCCGUCGGCGGGCUGGUCCAAACCCUAAUGAGUUACCUAAUCGGUGGCGACAGCUCGAAUUGGAUCGGAGUGAUGGGGUUACCUCAUUACAACAUGACUAACAUGCCUGGCGUUGCUUUUGGGGUGGCGCGUCAUUUAGCUCAGAUCAAACGCGCGAGAAAAUUCGUGAUGUUUGAUUACGGGAGUCGUGAAGCUAACAUGCGAGUUUAUGGUACGCCGGAGCCGAUGGAUUUAGGGGAACGGUAUAAUCUGAUUGAUAUUCCGGUGGAUCUUGUUGCCGGGAAGAACGACAAGGUGAUUCUUCCGUCGAUGAUUAGGAAACAUUAUAGGGUGCUGAAAGAGGGAGGCGUGACUGCUUCUUAUAAAGAAUUUAAUUAUGCUCAUUUGGAUUUUACGUUUUCUCAUCGACCAGAGCUUUUGGAAUAUGUAAUGUCUCGUUUGCUUCUUCUGGAACCCAAUUUGAAGCUCAGGCAGUUGAAAAUGAAGAUGAAAAAAUGUUAAAACGAUAGAGGUUAGUUGUUGAUUGAACCUUUUGUGUUUUUUAGCUAAGUCAUAACUCUCUGAAACUAGAAGUUAGAUAUGGUUCUCUGUAUAUAUAUGAUAUGUGUAUGUAUAUUAUAUAUCUAUAUCUCAUCCAUCCAUUCUCCCUCUAUUUUUUAUGGGGAUGGAGAUAGAUGCUUGGUGAGUAA